ACCGCUAGUCAAAUGUUGCAGGAGAUCGAGGAGGCUGUAUUUGAAGAGCAGACUGAGUUGGCUACUGCUACUCCCCGGGAGGCGGAGCUUUUUGACCCUGCCAGUCUGUUGGCCAGUAAUGACACCACCACCUCUUCCUCUUCAUCAUCAUCAUCAUCAUCAUCAUCGGUGUCACCAUGUCCCAGCGACGUAUCGGACAGCAAGUGCCUGUUGGCGUCUUCUGGAGAUGAUUCGUCGCCUCUCCGAGACUGCAUCCCCAUGACUGUUGCAGAAAAUUCUGGCUCUAUUGAGAGAAGGCGAUCAAAGCGUGGCGCUGUUGGGAUUGGAACUGAUAAAUCUCCUCCUGACCAGGCUGGCUUGCCUGGAGAUGAUCGGGCCGUCAGCUCCGAUAACAAGUAG
This is a messenger RNA of Protopolystoma xenopodis, 399 nucleotides long. The record is from the annotation of a GenBank genome assembly. Lineage: Eukaryota; Metazoa; Platyhelminthes; Monogenea; Polystomatidea; Polystomatidae.